Arvicanthis niloticus (Nile rat) is the source of this 3064-nucleotide messenger RNA. It is a transcript of the gene Rab1a, whose product is annotated as RAB1A, member RAS oncogene family. The record is from RefSeq and is a predicted model, not a curated record. Lineage: Eukaryota; Metazoa; Chordata; Mammalia; Rodentia; Muridae. Gene Ontology annotation, molecular function: GTP binding; GTPase activity.
GGGGUGUGGGGUGAGGGAAUCCGGACGGGGCGGGCGACAAGCUCGCAAGUGCGCAUGCGUACAGGGCGCAGGGCCUAGUGGGAAGCUGAGUGCAGGCUGCCCUCGGCCCCGUCAGGCUGCCUAGCGCGCGGUGUACUCACGACUCUCUUUCCCAGCGUGCCCCGCGACGCUGCCGCCCUCUGGGCCGCGACAGGCCCCUUGGCCUAGGCUUCCCCAGUUCCUGGUUCGCCGGCGGCCAUUUUGGGUGGAAGCGAUCACUGAGUGGCGGCGGCUGCUGAUUGUGUUCUAAGGGUCGGAGUAGGGUCGACGUUUGCUCUACCGGAACAGCUUAGCUCCUUCCUCCCCUUCCAUUACCCGUGGCGCGGAGAGUUGGGGCGGCGGCUGCGUCAGCAAGGGCGGUGGCGGCGGCGGCAGCUGCAGUGACAUGUCCAGCAUGAAUCCCGAAUAUGAUUAUUUAUUCAAGUUACUUCUGAUUGGUGAUUCUGGGGUUGGAAAGUCUUGCCUUCUCCUUAGGUUUGCAGAUGAUACGUAUACGGAAAGCUACAUCAGCACAAUUGGUGUGGAUUUCAAGAUACGAACUAUAGAGUUAGACGGGAAAACAAUCAAGCUUCAGAUAUGGGACACAGCAGGCCAGGAACGAUUUCGAACAAUCACCUCCAGUUACUACAGAGGAGCCCAUGGCAUCAUAGUUGUCUAUGAUGUGACAGAUCAGGAGUCCUUCAAUAAUGUUAAACAGUGGCUGCAGGAGAUAGAUCGCUAUGCUAGUGAGAAUGUCAACAAGUUGUUGGUAGGGAACAAAUGUGACCUGACCACAAAGAAAGUCGUAGACUACACAACAGCAAAGGAAUUUGCAGAUUCCCUUGGAAUUCCAUUUUUGGAAACCAGUGCUAAGAAUGCAACUAAUGUAGAACAGUCUUUCAUGACGAUGGCAGCGGAGAUUAAAAAACGAAUGGGUCCUGGAGCAACAGCUGGUGGUGCAGAGAAGUCCAAUGUUAAAAUCCAGAGCACUCCAGUCAAGCAGUCAGGGGGAGGCUGCUGCUAAAAUCCGCCUCCAUCCUUUUCUCACAGCAAUGAAUUCGCAAUCUGAACCCAAGUGAAAAACAAAUUGCCUGAAUUGUACUGUAUGUAGCUGCACUACAACAGAUUCUUACCGUUUCCACAAGGUCAGAGAUUGUCAAUGGUCAAUACUGACUUUUUUUUUUAUUCCCUUGACUCAAGACAGCUAACUUCAUUUUCAGAACUGUUUUAAACCUUUGUGUGCUGGUUUAUAAAAUAAUGUGUGUAAUCCUUGUUGCUUUCCUGAUACCAGAUCGUUUCCCGUGGUUGGUUAGAAUAUAUUUUGUUUUGAUGUUUAUAUUGGCAUGUUUAGAUGUUGGGUUUAGUCUUCUGAAGAUGAAGUUCAGCCAUUUUGUAUCAAACAGCACAACCAGUGUCUGUCAGUUUCCAUGCAUAAAGUUUAGUGAGACGUUAUAUGUAAGAUCUGAUUUGCUAGUUCUUCCUGGUAGAGUUAUAAAUGGAAAGAUUACACUAUCUGAUUAAUAGUUUCUUCAUACUCUGCAUAUAAUUUGUGGCUGCAGAAUAUUGUAAUUUGUUGCACACUAUGUAACAAAACUGAAGAUAUGUUUAAUAAAUAUUGUACUUAUUGGAAGUAAUAUCAAACUGUAUGGUGAUAAGUAUUGUUUUAAUUCCUAUGGUUAAAGGGAACUAGAGCUUUGCAUUAUACUCAACAGCCAUGUGUGUGCAGCAAGGGCACUGUAGACCUGUCUUAAUAGCACAGCAUCCAGUGAUUGCUUUCUAGUAAUAGGUCUGAUGAGUGACCUAGAGAAGCUUUUAUGUUGUGUAGAGACUUCACCAACUUCAUUGGUUCAAGGAACUCAAACUGUAUGGAAAGAAUGUGUGCUUCCUAGCGCUUCAUCUCCAGCCCAAACCAUCUGAAGUGGCUUCACCAGCAACCCUGCUCCAUGCAUCUGUGGUAGAGAUGGAGAGCAGCACACGCUUCCUCAUAGGCAGUGAUCUGGUAAUACGUGCUGGCGUCUCUCCAUGCCAAGUCUGAUGGAACACACACCUUUUUCUUUCUUUUUUCUUUUUUAUUUUUUUGGCUAUUGGAGACAGGCUUUCUCUGUAUCCCUGGCUGUCCUGGAACUCUCUCUGUAGACCAGGCUGGCUUCAAACUCGGAUCCACCUGUCUCUGAGUGCUGAGAUUAAAGGUGUGCGCCACCAUGCCUGGCUUUUGUCCCUUUUAUUUUUUGAGACAUGAUCUCACUAGGUAGCCCUGGCUAGCCUGGAAUUUAAGUAUGUAUAACAGGCUGGCACCCCCCCCCCCCAAUUCAUCUGCUUUUUCCUCAAAAGUGCUGGGAUUAAAGGCAUGUCUCAGACGAACCUAUUUUUUGAGACAGUGUCUCAUAGCUCAAGAGGCCUCAAAUUUCACUUGUCACCAAGGAUGGCCUUGAACUCCUAAUCCUCCUGCUUCCACUUGAGGCAUCAACUUUAUUUAUCCUUUCCAAUUGUAAGACUCAUGUUGGAGGAGAGUUUAAGCAUUAGACUAGAAAGCAGGAAAUGUUGAUUGCCCUAAUUGUAGAAAUUCUAUCCCCCCAAAAUAACUGAAAAUAUGAACCCUAGAUGGGAAUGAUGGGAGAAAUAAUAUAUUUAUUUCGGUGAAAUUUUGCAUGUGUGAAAGUUUUGUUAACUAGGACCUUUGAGAUCCUAGACUUUGCUUUUGUCUUACUGUGGGAAACAAAGUCUUGCAGACACUAGCAUUUUAAGGUGACAAAGGUUAGAGAUUGUUUCCUUUGGUUUAAGCAGCAGCCAAGCAUUCUUCAAUUGGGGGCCUAGGGUGUGGCUGUUGACAACACAUUUUAUUAUGGGGUCUUUAAUGAUAAAAUAUUAAACUAAAAAUAAGCCAAAAAUUACAGGUUUAUUUUUCACUAAACAGACAAUUGAAAUACAUGGUACAAAAAUAAGUGGGAAGAUUAUUGUAAAAUGAAAAAUGGACAGAAUAAAUAUUCAAUUUAAUUUUCCAUCUAUGAGAAUUUCACAAUAAAAUCAUAGUUUACUUUGUAUUAUA